CGGCCGGGCACAGUGACGCGGGGUCCACAGGAAGUGCGGGCGGCAGCUGAGAGACGCGGCGGGCACAGCUCCCAUCGCCAGCCUGAGCUAUGAAGUUUUACACUCCAUAUUUCAUGCUCCUGUGGAGUGCUGUUGGGAUAGCAAGGGCUGCCAAAAUCAUCAUCGUGCCUCCAAUUAUGUUUGAAAGCCAUAUGUACAUUUUCAAGACGUUAGCCUCAGCCUUGCACGAGAGAGGCCACCACACAGUGUUCCUCCUUUCAGAAGGCAGAGACAUCGCCCCAUCUAAUCAUUAUGACCUCCAGCGCUACCCAGGGAUCUUCAAUAGUACCACCUCAGAUGCUUUCCUGCAGUCCAAAAUGCGAAAUAUUUUCUCGGGGAGAUUGACAGCAAUUGAACUCUUUGACAUACUGGAUCACUAUACUAAGAACUGUGAUAUGAUAGUUGGCAACCGAGCCCUAAUCCAGGGUCUGAGAAGAGAAAAGUUUGACCUUCUGCUGGUGGACCCAAAUGACAUGUGUGGAUUUGUGAUAGCUCAUCUCUUGGGAGUUAAAUAUGCUGUAUUUUCAACUGGCCUUUGGUAUCCUGCUGAAGUGGGAGCUCCAGCUCCAUUAGCUUAUGUUCCAGAGUUUAACUCCCUUCUCACAGACCAUAUGGAUUUGCUGCAAAGAAUGAAAAACACUGGCGUUUACCUCAUUUCCAGAAUAGGGGUUAGCUUUAUGGUCCUUCCAAAAUAUGAAAGGAUUAUGCAGAAGUACAACCUGCUGCCUGAGAAGUCGAUGUACGAUUUGGUGCAUGGCUCCAGCCUGUGGAUGCUGUGCACAGACGUAGCACUGGAGUUUCCAAGACCCACUCUGCCUAAUGUUGUUUAUGUAGGAGGAAUCUUAACCAAGCCGGCCAGCCCACUACCAGAAGAUCUGCAGAGGUGGGUAAAUGGUGCUCAUGAACAUGGCUUCAUUCUGGUGUCCUUUGGAGCUGGUGUUAAGUAUCUGUCUGAAGACAUUGCCAACAAACUGGCAGGAGCUCUGGGGAGAUUGCCUCAAAAAGUGAUUUGGAGAUUUUCUGGAACCAAACCAAAGAAUCUAGGAAACAACACCAAGCUCAUAGAAUGGUUGCCGCAAAAUGACCUGCUUGGACAUCCAUAUAUCAAAGCCUUUCUGAGCCAUGGUGGUUUGAACAGCAUUUUUGAAACAAUGUAUCAUGGUGUACCUGUGGUUGGAAUCCCACUCUUUGGAGACCAUUAUGAUACUAUGACCAGGGUACAGGCAAAAGGCAUGGGGAUAUUGCUAGAAUGGAAGACAGUUACUGAAGGAGAGCUAUAUGAUGCACUGAUGAAAGUUAUUAAUAAUCCAAGCUACAGACAGAGGGCUCAGAAGCUGUCAGAAAUUCACAAGGAUCAACCUGGCCACCCUGUCAACCGGACUAUAUAUUGGAUAGAUUACAUUCUACGCCACAACGGGGCUCAUCAUCUCCGUGCUGCUGUGCAUCAGAUCUCUUUCUGUCAGUAUUUUCUACUGGAUAUCGCCUUUGUGCUUUUACUUGGUGCUGCUUUGUUCUAUUUCCUUCUUUCCUGUGUGAUAAAAUAUCUCUACAGAAAAAUUCAAAGUCUCUGCUCUAGAAAUAAGCAUAGCACAGUUAAUGGACAUUACCACAAUGGAAUCCUCAAUGGCAAAUACAAAAAAAAUGGUCAUAUUAAGCAUGAAAAGAAGGUGAAAUGAGUCAACAGCCCAGAUGAUGGAAAUGAAUCUGUUCAGUCCUUGAAUUUGUAUUGCUAUACAUUAGGCUAACAGCUACUAAAAGUGAAAUGUCAUUAAACAAUUCUAAUACUCCCUUAUCAAAUUUACUAAUGAAAUUAUGUGAAAUUAAGACAGCUGUAAAGAGCACAAACCUAAAAUGCAAAAAUGUACUUUGUUCAAAUACUGAUGCAGAGCAUUGGCACUGAACUGUCUAGAAGCCUAAAUUGUUUAAAUCAGUUAGUUUUAAAUGUUAAUAUGUGUGUGUUCCAGAUAAGGAAUGGUGUCUUUUCUCAUAAGAUGUGGGUGUAUGUGUCUCUUACCUUGGAGAAUCUUAGCUGUCUGCCAGUUCUAUUUGUUGAGAGUAUAAUAUGUUUAGUAAUGAUAAAGAAAGACAGGAUCCGAAUGUGUCUCUUCCUACAGGGCUGAACUCAGAUCACUACCAUUGCAGACUAAUUCCUCAAAAUGGAAUACAGAAGAGGGAAAAGAAAAAUGGCACAAAUUUUGUACUUUUGUUUAUAUUACUUGUUUGCUCUUUUUUUUCAUACUCUAGACACUUCUGGAGGAUAAUUUAAUGACAUGAAUGUAUGAACUGGUUGUCACAAUUUGCUUGUGUUUUUCUCCUACCAAUAAUUUUCUUCUGGAAGAAUGUUGUAUGUUUUUCCUGUUUUAAUAGGUAACAUGUUAAAUGCAGAAUUAAGACAAACAGCAGAGCUCUGACUUUUGUUCUAUUUAAUGAAGAUUUUUGCUUAUAUGGCUGCUAAGAAGGACAUUGCUUAGAUAAGUUUAUGUGACUGUUGGAUUUUCUAUAAUUUAAGUUUAAAAUGCUCCAAGUUUUUAACUUUAAAAUUUCAUUUUCCUAAUUCCUUUUGUUGUCUGGGUCACUCAAUCUAGGUUAUAGGUGCCAACAUUUAAUUCUUUUAAACAGAACAGUUCUGGCUGUCCUUAUGGUACUUGCUUUAACUGGAGGGGUUUGAAGUUUUGUCAAAAAGACUUUACAUGAUACACAGAAGUGAAAGAAAUAGGCCCACCUGUUGGUACAAAUCAAUUUUCUUUUCUCUCCUUACUACUACUUCAGUCUCAUCUCAGUAGCCUUUUCUGAUCAUUGUGUCUGACAUGGAACAGUGACAGUAUUUACUUAGAAGGGUGAUGCAAGUCACAGCCAUCAUGAAAUCUGAACCUCCCUGCUGAGCCAUCCACAAGGUGGCCACUAUAAGUUUAUUCCAUGUCAUUCUGUUUACUUAGCACUUGCACUACAUAAAUUGAGUGUAUGCUUUAUUUAUUUGUGGUUAGAAAGCCCACACAUGACACUUGAGAGUAGAAAUGUACAUUAAUGUCAUUUACUAAGAUCAAAUAGUUGUGAAAAUUAUAAAACGCUGUAAAUCCUUGUCAUACACUAUGACAUACAACUUCAUUACACUCCCACCAGGAGCCACUCUCUGUACUUAGAAAUAAUAUCACAAGUAGUUUUCUGAUGCACAUUGCAGUCAAAUGUGCAUCUCUUUUAAUACUUGAAGAAAUGGUAUUAUACAUAUAAGCCUAUUAGUGAUACCUUUUCACAAUCUUAUCACAUUGUUGCCGUUAAGAGGGGAAAAAAUCACAGGCAAUGAGUGGUGGGAUAGUAACAGGACUUGAGUGUAUGAACAAGUUGAUUUUACUUUUUUCAAAUUUGAUGAAGUUGACAGUAGGCGCUGACUGGAUGAUUAAGCCUCAGUUAAUUUCACUGUGAUUAAAAAACAAUAAACACUAUUUAAAAUAGAGAAAUUUUGUUGGAAUAAAAUUUUUAUUCAGAUACUAUUUCACAGUAUUAUUAUAUGGAGAUGUAUCUAUUAUAAACAUGUUCCUAAAGUCUCCCAACUUUUGUAUGUGUAUAUGAGUGUGAAAAUAAUGUAUUAAAUGUGAGAAUAAUUAAUAAAAAUCUAAGUACAGGGA
Molecule: messenger RNA, 3662 nt
Organism: Jaculus jaculus (lesser Egyptian jerboa)
Lineage: Eukaryota; Metazoa; Chordata; Mammalia; Rodentia; Dipodidae
Gene: Ugt8
Product: UDP glycosyltransferase 8
Exons: 6
Coding region: 90-1715 (541 amino acids)
Molecular function (GO): UDP-glycosyltransferase activity
Source: RefSeq, a predicted model, not a curated record